This is a messenger RNA of Aspergillus terreus NIH2624, 1239 nucleotides long. Its product is annotated as glycerol-3-phosphate dehydrogenase family protein. Gene Ontology annotation, cellular component: cytosol; nucleus; glycerol-3-phosphate dehydrogenase (FAD) complex. Gene Ontology annotation, biological process: glycerol-3-phosphate catabolic process; carbohydrate metabolic process. Gene Ontology annotation, molecular function: glycerol-3-phosphate dehydrogenase [NAD(P)+] activity; NAD binding. Lineage: Eukaryota; Fungi; Ascomycota; Eurotiomycetes; Eurotiales; Aspergillaceae. Bases 1 to 1239 code for a protein of 412 amino acids. The record is from RefSeq and is a predicted model, not a curated record. The transcript has 3 exons.
AUGCCAGACCAAAAGCACAAAGUCGCCAUCAUCGGCUCCGGCAAUUGGGGCUCGACGAUCGGCAAGAUUGUCGCCGAAAAUACCGCCGCCCAUCCGGAUCUCUUUGAAAAAGACGUCCCCAUGUGGGUGUUCGAAGAGGACAUCGACAUCCCCAGCGACUCCAAACACCACGCCCAGCUCGGCGACGGCCCGCACAAGCUCACCCACGUCAUCAACACCGUCCACGAGAACGUCAAGUACCUCCCGGACAUCACUCUCCCGUCCAACCUCAUCGCCAGCCCGGACCUCCCGUCCACCGUCCAGGGCGCCACUCUCCUCAUCUUCAACCUCCCGCACCAAUUCCUCGCCAAGACCCUCGACCAGAUCAAGGGUCACCACCUGCCCUACGCGCGCGCCAUCUCCUGCACCAAGGGCGUCGACGUGACCGAAGGCACCGUCACGCUCUUCUCCGAGAUGAUCAUGGAGCACCUGGCCAUCUACUGCGGCGCGCUGUCGGGCGCCAACAUCGCCCCCGAAGUCGCCGCCGAGCGCUUCUGCGAAACUACCAUCGGCUACCACCCGCCGCCCAUGGACCUGGUGCAGCCCGACGGCUCGCCGCACGACACCCACAACCUCAUCCGCAUCGACGAGCAGCGCCAGGUCAAGUCGCAGCCCACGAGCGUGCGCCUGCACCACGUCCCGCAGAGCUACCCGCACGUCGACGCGCAUCUACUCACUGCGCUGUUCGAGCGCCCCUACUUCCAGGUGCACGUGGUCUCGGACGUCGCGGGCGUGGCCCUCGGCGGCGCGCUGAAGAACAUUGUUGCCCUGGCCGCGGGGUUCGUCGCCGGCAUGGGCUGGGGCGAGAACACCAAGGCCGCCGUCAUCCGCUGCGGCGUGCUGGAGAUGAUCCGUUUCGGGCGCAUGUGGUUCCCCGAGUCGGUGGACGAGCGCACCUUUACUGAGGAGAGUGCGGGGAUUGCGGAUUUGGUGGCGUCGUGCGCGGCCGGGCGGAACUAUCGGUCUGCGUGUCGGGCUGUCGAGAAGGGGGUGAGUGUCGAGGAGAUUGAGCGUAAUGAGUUGAAUGGGCAGAAGCUGCAGGGCACGUCGACGGCGCAUGCGGUGUGGGAGUUUCUGUCGAAACAUGGGAUGACGGAAAAGUUUCCGCUGUUUACGGCGAUUCAUGGGAUUCUGGAGGGAUCGGCCAAGGUGGAGGAUUUACCGGAUUUGCUGAAGCGCCAAAGAAAGAAGAUAGACUAG